This is a messenger RNA of Nerophis lumbriciformis (worm pipefish), 2783 nucleotides long. It is a transcript of the gene dtx4a, whose product is annotated as deltex 4, E3 ubiquitin ligase a. Gene Ontology annotation, molecular function: zinc ion binding. NCBI's taxonomy places the organism in Eukaryota, Metazoa, Chordata, Actinopteri, Syngnathiformes, Syngnathidae. Gene Ontology annotation, biological process: Notch signaling pathway; protein ubiquitination. The record is from RefSeq and is a predicted model, not a curated record.
AUGUUAAUAACAACAUGAUUGCAAGAUGGAUGCAGCACAAGCAACUCUGUGCUGUCUGAAAUUAUAAUAACCACUAUUAUUAUUACCAAUCACCGCCAUGUUGAUGGCUUUUGCAUUGAGCGACGUUUUUUUUUGUUAUUAUUAUGCCGCCGCCAUCAUUGCAGGAGGAUGCUACUAGCCUCCGCCGUGGUCGUCUGGGAAUGGCUGAACGAGCACGGCCGCUGGCGGCCAUACAGUCCGGCCGUGUGUCGCCACAUCGAGGCGGUCAUCCGGAGCGACCCUCGGUGUGCUAGUGUGGUCGUCCUCGGCCAAGUGGACUCUCGCCUCUCGCCCUACAUUGUCGAUUUGCAGUCCAUGCACCAGUUCCGCCAAGACACAGGUACUCUCAGACCGGUACGACGGAGCUUCUAUGACCCAACGUCAGCUCCCGGUCAGGGUUGGCUGUGGGAGUGGGAAAACGACGUGGGUAGCUGGACGGCGUACGACACAGAGGUGGGGAUCGCGAUCCAGGCGGCACGUGACCGCCACCAACCCUGGCUGGACCUGGCGCCACUGGGUUUCUGCUACCUCAUUGACUUCGGAAGCAUGACCCAAAUCAACGAACAGACGCAACGCUGCAGGCGGAUCCAGCGCCGCUCCGAUCUGGCAUACCCAUUAGUGUCUGGGCCCCUACCAAAAUCGCACCACCCGUGGGGGUCUGUGCAUCAGAGUGGAGGACCAGUGGGGGUGGAUAUACCCGGAGGGAGCGUGGGCAUCAGGAUGGGCAGUGCGGGCACAGGGAACGGGAGCGCCUACCCCAGUGGGGCACUCCCUGCUUCAGCGAUCACCUCCUUGGGGCCGCCCUGUGCCUGUCAGCAAUGCAUGCUUCUCUUGAGUGUUAAAGCGGGUACCGUGUCAAAUGCUCAAACUCUAGGGCGGAGACCAGCCCCACAGACUAAACCGCCCAGUCCCAAACUUAGCAGCCACCUACCCUACUCCCUGACCCUACCACGGUUGCCGUCCCUCUCGCGGUCCCCACACAGGACGUCCAUGGUUGGAGCAACAGGUGGCCCCAGUGUAGUGGGGGGUAUGGCGGGUGGUAGUGGUCUCGGAAGUCUUGGCAUGGGUGGAGGAUUUGCUCACUCUUUGUCCCUGUUGGGCUCAGCCACUGCUGCCAUGUCCCUUAACUCCUAUCGCCCCCCACCCCCGACUCUACCCCCUCCGCCGCUUCCCCCCUUGCCUCCGCCACCCUCCUCCACCGCUGCCUCAGGCCAGCCUCUCAUCUCCACCUGUACGCCUUCACCUUCCGCCCGUGUCCUAGGGCCGUUGUCUUUAUCAUCCGGCUCCGCCCCUGUGCCACCUCGGUCCAGCCUGGCAGGUUUGAGUCGACCAGCAUUACAGCGUAUCGCCAUGGCACAGUCCCGGGCCCUCAUUGCGUCAGGGGUGCCUACGGUUCCAGUGAAGAAUCUCAAUGGUUCCAGUCCCGUGCACCCUGCCCUGGCAGGUAUUACUGGCAUCCUAAUGAGCGCCGCAGGACUUCCUGUCUGCUUGACCCGCCCCCCCAAGCUGGUGCUUCAUCCACCGCCCGUCAGCAAAAGUGAGAUCAAACCCGUGCCCGGUUUGGGACAAUGCUGUCGCAAAACAACUAAGAAGCAAGCCCGGAAAGGGAGGACCCCUGAGGAGGUGGUGAAGAGGUACCUUCAGAAAGUCCGUAACCCCCCAGAGGAGGACUGCACCAUUUGCAUGGAGGUCCUGGCCGGUCCGUCGGGCUACAAAGGUCCUGGGGUGGGCGGCAUCUCCAGGGCAGAGUCGGUGGGGCGCUUGGCCCAGUGUGGCCACCAGUACCACCUGCAAUGCCUGGUGGCGAUGUACAACAACGGCAACAAAGAUGGAAGCCUGCAGUGUCCCACCUGUAAGACCAUCUACGGCGUCAAGACUGGAAACCAGCCCCCCGGCAAGAUGGAGUACCACAUCAUACCGCACUCGCUACCUGGACACCCCGACUGCAAAACCAUACGAAUUAUUUACAACAUUCCGCCUGGUAUUCAGGGUCUGGAACACCCAAACCCAGGCAAACCCUUCACCGCCCGCGGGUUCCCCAGACACUGCUACCUCCCAGACAGCGACAAAGGCCGAAAGGUGCUGAGGCUGCUUCUGGUGGCGUGGGACCGUCGUCUCAUAUUCUCUGUGGGAACGUCCAGCACCACGGGCGAGUCGGACACGGUCAUUUGGAACGAGGUGCACCACAAGACGGAGUUUGGCUCCAACCUGACAGGACACGGAUACCCGGAUCCUGGGCACCUGGACAAUGUCCUGGAGGAGCUGAAGGCUCAGGGCAUCACUGAGGAAGAAUGUCUUCCCAGAGAAUGAAGAAAACAGGACUGCAUGUGUCUGGAAUUCUUGUUUUUUCUCUAAAAGUCAUUCCAUGAUUCCUACUGUGAGACUAGAAUGUAAACACAAUGGCCGCGAUCAUGGAUAAGCAUGGAUGUUUGCUGCCUUCCAGUGUCAUUUAUGGGUAACUACAUUAAUUUAUUUUUUAAAUGUGCUGUAAAAUCCUUAAUCUUACAAUAUGAUGUGCUAAUAUUGUUUAUUAUUUUUAAUCUAUUUGCAUUUAACCCAGUAACAUUUUUACAAACUAAUCUGUAAUAAAUGUAGCUUUUUUUCCCCAUUAUUAUUAUUGUUUUUGCCAAUCAGUUUGCCUUCAGUUCCAUAUGGACUGUUUUUGUAGAGGCAUUUCUUUUGUACUGUAUGUAUGUGUUAUCUGUGUGGGCACAUUUGCAUUAAACAUUCGUUUUUUUAUAAUA